Messenger RNA from Pogonomyrmex barbatus (red harvester ant), 6489 nucleotides. RefSeq names its product AT-rich interaction domain hat-trick (gene htk). Gene Ontology annotation, biological process: regulation of transcription by RNA polymerase II. NCBI's taxonomy places the organism in Eukaryota, Metazoa, Arthropoda, Insecta, Hymenoptera, Formicidae. The record is from RefSeq and is a predicted model, not a curated record. Gene Ontology annotation, molecular function: transcription cis-regulatory region binding. Gene Ontology annotation, cellular component: nucleus.
UUGGCACCGCGCUACAUUCCUGCUAUCCUUGUGAAAGCGCAAGGCGCAUAUCGGAAUCGGACGCGCCGUUCAGCCUUCGACACCGUUUCGGUGUGUCGAAUCUCCUUAACGAGUGGCAUGCACUCGGUUCUUCGUGUACGGUGGUGAGACCGCGUACGAGAAAAAAAAAGGUCUGUUAUUUCCGCGUGUGAUUCGCCGCUCGAACUUCGGUGGUGGUCCGGUGUUGUACGGUGUUGCUCGGUGUUGCUGCGUACGUUUUUUUUCCGCAUAAUCCGGACGGAUAGUCGUUAACGUGACGUACGGAUCGUCGCGUCACGACCCAAUGAGAGUGGCGCGAGUCGGCUGAUAAGUAGCCUCGUAGAGAUGGAGAUGGGCUGGGAACAGAAAUUCGUACGUAUUCGUGUCGAGUGCCGCGGGGAGUGUCGCUCUCUCGAAGCAGGUCAGUACGUUCGUUUGUGAUUCAUCGGGCUUGCCGGGCACAGCGAAAAGUGUGUGUGGACGAUGUGAGAUCUGUGCGCGCGGUUACUCUAAUGCCUCGCGAGUUUGUCUGAUCCGUUCCGAGUUCGCAUCGUGGAGCCUUAGAACAUGCUGGGAGACGAUCCACCGUCCCUAUCGGUGGGUACAGAAGUUAGCGCUAAGUAUAAGGGUGCCUUCUGUGAAGCAAAAAUUCGUAAAGUAGUACGAUCAGUAAAAUGUCGUGUAACUUAUAAACCGCAAGGUUUAGGGACUGCUACAGUUGCUGAUGAUCAAAUAAGAGGGACUUUAAGAGUAGGUGCUUCUGUUGAAGUUAAACAUGUAGAUCGAAAAGAACUUGUUGAAGCUACAAUUACAAAAAUCCAAGACUGCAGCCAAUAUACUGUGGUUUUUGAUGAUGGAGAUAUCACGACAUUAAGAAGAACUGCACUUUGCCUGAAGAGUGGGAGGCAUUUUGCCGAAAGUGAAACAUUGGAUCAACUUCCAUUGACUCACCCAGAACAUUUUGGGAAUCCUGUAAUUGGGGGUAGGAGAGGUAGACGAUCAAGGCAAGCACAGGAUGAAAGCAGCGAAGAUGAAGACAGUCCGCCACGAGGCACUCGUGAUUCGGCUUCUAGCGGGGGUGCAAAAGAAGGAAUGGAAACUGAACCAGAAAUUGGUAGAGUGGUUUGUGUGGAACUCGGUGAUAAGAAGAAAAAGGAUAAUUGGUUUCCAGGGCUAGUAGUUGCACCUACUGCUCAAGAUACAGUAAGAAUACGAGUGAGAGAUGAUUACUUAGUACGAUCAUUCAAAGAUGCCAGAUAUUAUACAGUACCCAAGAAAGAAGCUACAGAAUUCACAAAGGAAUUAGUUAAUAAAGUUGAAAAUACUACUCUGAAAGUUGCAGUAGAAAAAGCGCUUUUAUUUUUAGAGAAAAAUGAAUUGCCACCUCAUUGGGAUAGGGAUUCCUUGUUUGGUCAUUCUGUUUCUAGUGGAAAUAGCGAUUAUGAUGGAGAACUUGACUCAGAUAGUUCGGAUGAUGAACCGCGUGAGGAAAAAGAUCAUUUUGUGGCUCAAUUAUAUAAAUUCAUGGAUGAUCGCGGAACACCUAUAAAUGUUUGUCCUAUGAUUGGAUCCGAAGAUAUAGAUUUGUAUCGACUUUUCCGAGCGGUUUAUAAAUUGGGUGGCUACAAUCGUGUUACGAAUCAAAAUCAAUGGAAAGCUGUGACACGACGACUUGGUUUUACAAUGCAAAAUUCGGUACCCUUGUAUAAUCUUGUAAAACAAGCUUAUAAAAAGGUUUUACACUCCUUUGAGGAUUUUUACAGAAAAUUAGGCUGCACCAUGGUAAAUCAUCCGCGAGGUAGCAUGCGUAAACAACGUCCUGGAAGAAGUCUUAUUCGUGAUAAAGAUCGAAAUACUCCUAUACCACCGCCAGCACCAGCACAGGUGAAGAGUGAUAAGGAUGAAGACGAGAAAAAAGUUGUAGAGGAUGAGAAAAAAGAAAAGAAGGAGAGUAAGAAGGAACAAGUGAAAGAAGAGGAAAUUAUCAAAAUAAAGAAGAAAGAAGAAUCUGAAGGAAAUGCUAGCGGUCAGGAAAGCGAUGUAAACGUGGAAGGAGAUACCGAAUCAUCAUCCAAUAAUGAAAAAUCACAAAAAUCGUCUGCGCAAAUUCCAACAUUACCUCCCAAUGUGAGUAGUAAUACAGUUGCAUCAUCUGGCCGAACCAAAUCAAAAAGUAAAGAAGAUACUAAGAAAAAGGUAGCUGAGAAGAAGAAAACAGAAACCAAGAAGCAAGAAAAGAAGGAUGAUAAAAUCAAAGAAGAAGAAGCUACUAAGACGAGAUCUAAGGCAAAAGAUGAUAUCGUGAAAAAUAAAGGCGCUUCCGAAGGAAGGGAAACUCGGACUCCAUCUAGGGAAGCAGAUAAGAAAACAGUGUCUAAGCAGCGACGUUUAACGGAUGAAGAAUUAAAGAAACGGGGAAGAAAACGCAAAGAGCAUGAAACGGAAAAGUCACGCGCAGAUGAACAACUCACAGAGACAGCUCCCAGUUACAAGGGUCCUGUGGAAUGUGGUGACAAAUUAAAAGUCUAUUACGGCCCAACGCACGAAUCCAAAGUUACUUACGAAGCAAAAGUCAUUGAAAUAGAAGAAGGUCCAGAACCAUUGUAUCUUGUACAUUAUACAGGUUGGAAUACCAGAUACGACGAAUGGAUUAAAGCACCCAGAAUUGCUCAGAAUAUUACACAAGCUCAAGGUAGGGUAAAGCGCAUCAAAGCAACUCCCAGACCUCAAACUCCCAGUACGAAUUCGUCUAACAGUGUCAGUAGGUUAAAAAGUACUUGUAAUUCGAGCAUUAACGCAUCGCAAAGUCGUCGCCGGGCACAAAGCGUUGCUCCUACUUCUACUAGCGCCGCUCAGUCAACUUUAACAUCUACGAAGGAAACCAAGAAGGAAGACAAAGAGAAGGACAAGGAGACAAUACAACCAACCAGGUCCACUACUCCGCUUUCUAUCGCUAGUUCUAGUUCUAGAACCAAGAGUCCCGCCACGCCAGCUAAUCGGCUAACCAGAACGACCAGAAAUGUAGAGUUAUCUGGAGUGGAAUAUCGUAGGCGCACAAGGAGAACCUCGGGACACACAGAUCUAUCUGUUGCAUCGGAAAGCGAGGAUAGUGAAGGAUAUGAAUCUGACACUACCGAGCCUGAACAAACCAAGACCAGAUUGAGAGGAAUAGAAGAAAAACGAAAGGAAGCGCGAAGUAGAGCAGAAGAGAGAAUUAAAACGGACGAUGUGACGAUGAGCGAUGGUGAGGAUGAUAAAGACAAUUUGGAUGAACCGCGUAAAGGUAGACGUUUGAGAAAAACGUCCGGCAAAUCUCAAGGCAUUAAAUCCGAACCUGAUAGUGAUCAAGAGGAGCAACCAAAGGGUCGAGAUUUUGAUCUCAAUCAAAUACGAUCUGAAUUGAAAGGUUUUGACAAAGCUGUCAAAUUAGAGAUAGUCAGGGUGGAACCCGAGCCUGAAGACGAAAUCAAGCAGGACGAAAAAGAGAACGUGGCUGCGAUCACGAUGUCACCCAAGGUGGAGAAAACUGUCGAAUCUCCAAAAGUAGAAAUUGUGGAGCCAAAAGUGGAAAGCACGGAAGAUAUAUAUGAAUUUAAAGAACCAGAACCAUUUGAGUUCGAGGUAAGAAAUAAGAGAGAUAGUAACGAUAAAGAUAAAUUAAAGAAGAGAAUGUUCGAAGACGAGGCAAAGAGUCCGAAGAAAAAGCAGAAAACACCAGCUACAGGAUCUGUAACAAAGGAAACGAAAUCGGAACCCCCAGAGAAUGACUCUCGGAAGAAGCCGAGAAAAUUGUUUGGUAAAAAAUCUGAUGAUGCACACGAGGCACCAGUCAUUGCUUCCAACAAAUCAUCCCAUAUCGCAUCGUGCAUGGCGUGUGAGGAUGUUUUUAACAAAUUUUGUGAAUCAUCUACAUCAUCCUCUGCAUCAUUCAAUCAAUUCAAAUCGACUGUCACGGAAGAAUCCGGUAAUAAAGUAGUUGGUUUAAAUCUCUUGUUCAACGAUUUGCCAGCGGAUGAUGAAGCUACGCGCGAUGAUUCCGAGGAUCGUCUAAUAAUAUCGGAGACUGAGAUAUCGGAGAUGGAACCAGAGAAUGUAUUUACCAUGUAUCAACAGGAGAUUCAAUUCCAUAGCAGCAAAUCGCCGAGUACAGCGGAAUUAAGCAAGAACGAAGCAAACACUACGAUUGAAAGUGUGAAGGACGAAGCGUCAAUAACUAGUACGAGCAAUAGUAAUAAGCCUAUUAACAUCUCGGAUCAGAAACAAAAUCAAAUUAAAUCAUUACCAAGUCAAGCUGUGGCUGGACAAUCGCAGUCAGAAUUGAGGAUGUUGGACUCCUCAAAGUUGCUCGAUGUCACCCCGGUCCCACUGCCGAUCGUGACUCCUCCAGCUCCCAUAAGCGCGAGAUUGCCAGCGACAUCCACGAUAGAAGAAAAAUUAUCAGCUGCGAUGGCAUUUCGAAGCAAAGCUAAAGAUACCAAAAAGAUUACGGAGGAAGAUACGCCUGAUUUCGUACGCGUAAUCAAGAUAAUCAAGGAAUCUAAGAAAAUAGACAUUACUACUCCACAAAGAGGCAAAGAUGCGGAUUGCAGUAUUCCUGCGACCGAAAUAAACAAGAAACGCGAACAGGAAAAAAUGUCAGUGAACGAAGAGAAUCUACGCAGAGAGAUCAUGCGUGUAGCAGUUAAACGAAAGGAAGAAGAAUUAUCGAAGUUACCGAAGAAAGAGGUGGAAUUGAAGAAGUUCUCAGAGACAAAAGCGAUCACUGAACACAAAACCAAAUUGCAGGAAGUCACUAGAGAUGAAAACUGGAGGAGCGUCGGAUACGAGAUAUCUGAUAAAAAGCCCGAAGAGGAGUAUAAAACAACGGAUCAGAAAGAAAAAGAUAGAAUUGAAAGUCAUAAGAAACAAAUCAACCAAGACAUUACAGAUUCUACAGAUAGCAGCGAUUCGGAAUUAAGACUUGUGAUAGACAAUGAGGAGUUGCAAGACGUUAAAGUAUCAACACCUAAUUACAUGAAAUUAUCAGCGGAAUUAGAUCAUGUAGAUAAUACACAAGAGAGAUACGCGAGGCCGCAAAUAAUGAAAACACAAAGUGUUCAUCAUCAACAGCAGCAGCAGCAACAACAACAACAGCAGCAACAGCAGGAGUGUAUGGAGUUCAGGACUGAUGUAGCAUCUGUUACAAAAACAGACGAAGAAGGUGAAACGAUGAAUUCGCUGUUAUGCGAAGAGGAAAUACCUGGCUCACCGGCUCCAUUGUCUGAGAGCAUUGAACAAGCCAACAUUGGUCCUUCGUGUAGUCCGCCGAAAAACGAAGCCACGGAGAGUAGUAUAGCGUUGAUGGAAAUGCCUUUCGCAAGCGCACCGACUUCAAGUCAAAGUACGACGAGUAGCAAUACUGUUGCUACUCUUAGUAUGGCAUUGCCAAAAACUGUAGAAGUAUCAAUACCAGUUCCGCUACCGAUACAACAGAAUGUAUCUUUAAACAUACGACAAUCACAACAACAGCAGCAGCAACACCAACAGCAGCAGCAACAACAACAUGUAUCAGCUUUGAUGCCAUCGCAACGACGAGAGAGCAACGAAGCCGCACCGGUAAUGGACAAUACGCCGCCGACUACACCCGAUUCGAGUAUUUCCAAUAUCUCAGGUUCGCCUAGAGAAGAGAGAACCGGUGUCUCAUCGCCGACUUCAGAGGACAAUAUCAAACUCAAUCGCGAUAGCUCCGAAGCAGAUAACGACAGCGCUGGCAAAGGCCCUGGUUUCAGCGAAGAUGAUACCUUGCCCAACUCUGAAAGUAACUCUGCGGAUAGGAUUCUCAAACCGCCUGCUAAACGCACAGUCGAGGACAUGCAGUCACCCAAGAAACGCAAAAGAAGUAGAAAACAUUCGGAAUGUGGUACCGGCAGUGUCGUGCCAAAAAAACCCGGCAGGCAGAACGGCAGGAAUGGCAGAUUCGGAGCUGGGAGUGAUAGCGAUGACACCAGUGAGGGUUCCAAUCUCUGUGUAAUUAACAACACACCGACGAGUCAUGCUAGCGCCAUCACCAGUGUUCCCGAUCUUAGUACCUAUUCAUCAAGAUCACCAAGACCAACAAAAUACAAUUUUUAUGUCGAAUUAGAUCCUGAAUUGGAUGGUAGUCAAAGGAUAGCUGUAUUACAGCAAAAGUUAACCGAAUUACGAAAGACGUAUAAUGCCGUAAAAGUUGAACUCGCUGCUAUAGAAAGACGUCGGAAGAAAUUGAGAAGACGAGAACGAGAAGCGAUGAAAGCAGCUAAAGCAGAAAUGCAGCAAGCUUGUUCGUGAUAGACAGCACUGAAAAAUCAUUCUUUUUUUGAGAAUUAAUUAGGACUAAUAUAUAAGAUUUAUUAUUGGCACGGGCAUCAAGCAACAAUGGAUAUCUCAUGACAAUUUUUAAUAUCGCUUAGGUAAUAUAUACUCUGUAAUUUUUCUUUAUCUCAAAACAAAACU